AUGAGGGAUCGACCGAGGCAGUACCACGGCGCCCAUUCCCACCACCACCGAGACCACUUUCACAUGCAAGCUAUGCCUCUGGAGGAGGUCCAGGGACUCCUGCCACCAUCUUCCAAAGCAGGUAACCGCGGCUCCCUUAACGUAACCAUCACCCAGAUUGGCGACAGGGCCGGCGGCAAUGUGACGGCCAAGAGCGACCUGUUUCACCUGGAGCCAGGAUCCGACGUCAGGCCGACCCCGUCGCCGCUCUCCGACACGACCACGCUCCAGUCGGACAACGUCGACGGCUUCGCCGGAAUCGAUCCGAGGCUGCAGCUGGGAAGUGUGAGCGGCAACCGAAACACAUGGGAAGGCCGGUAUCGCGUGAAAGAGCAUCGACGCGCUGGGAAGGCAACUUUCCAGGGCCAAGUAUAUAACUUCCUAGAACGUCCCACGGGAUGGAAAUGCUUCCUGUACCACUUCUCGGUGUUCAUGGUGGUAUUGGUGUGCCUUAUAUUUAGCGUAUUAUCAACGAUAGAUGAGUACAGUGACUUUGCGAAUGAAACUUUGUUUUGGAUGGAAAUAUGUUUAGUUGUAUUUUUUGGCGUUGAGUAUUUGGUGCGAUUAUGGAGUGCAGGAUGUCGGUCCAAAUACAUGGGUUGUUGCGGUAGAAUGCGAUUUAUUCGCAAACCAAUAUGUAUAAUAGAUUUAAUCGUCGUGGUGGCGUCAAUGGUUGUUCUGUCAGUGGGCAGCAAUGGACAGGUUUUCGCCACUUCCGCCAUUCGUGGCAUCAGAUUUCUGCAAAUAUUACGAAUGCUUCAUGUAGAUCGCCAAGGAGGCACCUGGCGACUUCUUGGAUCUGUAGUUUUUAUUCAUCGUCAGGAAUUAAUAACCACAUUGUACAUAGGAUUUCUUGGUCUCAUAUUUAGUAGCUACUUUGUAUAUUUGGCUGAAAAGGACGUCGUCGGACCGCAGGGCAGGACUGACUUUGCUAGUUAUGCUGACGCUUUGUGGUGGGGCGUGAUAACCGUCACGACAAUUGGAUACGGUGACGCGGUCCCUCAGACCUGGAUGGGAAAAAUCGUCGCUUCCUGCUUCAGUGUCUUUGCUAUAUCUUUCUUUGCACUUCCAGCCGGAAUUCUGGGCUCCGGUUUCGCGCUGAAGGUACAGCAGAAGCAGCGCCAGAAGCACUUUAAUCGUCAGAUCCCCGCGGCCGCGAUGCUGAUCCAGUGUCUGUGGAGGUGUCACGCGGCCGAGAAGUCGACCAACAGCGUCGCUACGUGGAACAUUUACGUAAAGGACACUGCACCCACGGGACAGCCUGCGACGCCCCUUGGAAAGUCUCUCAUCAUCCAGGUGGCAAAAAAGGCGAGCGUCUUAAAGCGUCGGAAGUCGCGAAACCGCAUGGACGUCCAGCAAAUCGAGCAGGAUCCACAGCAGCAGCAGCAGCAACAACAACAACAACAACAAGCGCAGCAACAACAACAACAGCAACAGCAGACAAGCGCAGCAGCCAUGGGAACGCAGAGCUCGCAGACGGACUCGCGCCUCGACAACGACGGUGACAUCAUCUUCUACAUGGAAGAGCCCAAGGCUUGCACCCCCAACAGGGUCAGGAGGGAAAACCGGGGCAGCCUCUUCACCUCGCAGACGAGCUCCGUGACGGAGGCGGCCAGCGACGAGAUCGACAUCGACAUCGACGAGCCCCAACGAGUCACCACAUUAACGGAGACACACCGGAAUGCGAUACGAGCCAUUCGUAAGAUCAAAUACUUCGUUGCACGUCGCAAGUUUCAACAGGCACGCAAACCCUAUGAUGUACGCGAUGUCAUUGAACAGUACAGCCAAGGUCAUCUCAAUAUGAUGGUGCGGAUUAAGGAGCUGCAGAGGCGCCUCGAUCAAACUUUGGGUAAGCCGGGUAGCUACCUUGCAGGGAUCGAUCGGGCUGGUAAUAUCAAGCCAAUGACAAUUGGCGCACGCCUCUACAGAGUCGAGCAGCAGUUGUCGAUAAUGGAGAAGAAAUUAGACCAGCUCAUGUAUGUGCUGAAUGCAGUUGCACACAAGCAGCAAAUUCCCCUUCGUAGUAUCGAGGAUGAAGUUUAAUAGAGUGAGGUUUAAAAUACGAACGAUCUAAAGUCAACUGAAAUCCACUCGAUUGCUACUACGUUAUGCUCGAUACGAGAUCGCGUACAGUAAAAAAUAAAAAAAGAAGAAAAAGGAUAGAAAGUAACCAUCAUCCUUUCACAUAAAAAGCACCAUCUACCGGAAAAUGUAUCGGUAUGCUUUUGAACGAGGCGAAGGUUGGAAAAAGUCAAAUAAAAUGUAGAAA
Ceratosolen solmsi marchali is the source of this 2308-nucleotide messenger RNA. RefSeq names its product KCNQ potassium channel (gene KCNQ). Gene Ontology annotation, cellular component: membrane; voltage-gated potassium channel complex. The transcript is spliced from 15 exons. The record is from RefSeq and is a predicted model, not a curated record. The coding region runs from base 1 to 2082 and encodes 693 amino acids. Lineage: Eukaryota; Metazoa; Arthropoda; Insecta; Hymenoptera; Agaonidae. Gene Ontology annotation, molecular function: voltage-gated potassium channel activity. Gene Ontology annotation, biological process: potassium ion transmembrane transport.